Messenger RNA from Athalia rosae (coleseed sawfly), 8706 nucleotides. RefSeq names its product dual specificity calcium/calmodulin-dependent 3',5'-cyclic nucleotide phosphodiesterase 1. The record is from RefSeq and is a predicted model, not a curated record. The transcript is spliced from 13 exons. Gene Ontology annotation, biological process: signal transduction. Bases 2713 to 5091 code for a protein of 792 amino acids. Lineage: Eukaryota; Metazoa; Arthropoda; Insecta; Hymenoptera; Athaliidae. Gene Ontology annotation, molecular function: 3',5'-cyclic-AMP phosphodiesterase activity.
ACCGCCUCCGUUGUCCGGGUAGCAGCACCACGUCGCCACCCGCGUGCUUUCGUCGGUUUAAAACUCGCGUCGGUCGAGGGUCGUUUUUGAGAAUCCGCGCGCGGUUCGACGACCCCAAUUUUUUCAACCACCCCCGAGUCUCUCGUCUCCGUCACAUUCGCUCCUCGCCGGUGCCGAUGGUCGCUGAAGAUACCUCGGAGGGCGAACGUACGAAAUACGAAUUUACCUGCGAACCUUCGGAAAUACUGCAGUGCACCAAAGUGCACCAAAGUGCACCGAUGACCUCGAAAACUGCACCCUAAUUCGGCGGACGCGGGUAACAGGAUAACAGGUCGCACCGUAACCGCACACGCGGUGCAAGCGCCACAGAGAAUUUGUUUAAAAUUUUCAACCGGACUGUGAAAAAUACGAUCGGAGAACGGGGUUGAAAAUUCAAUUGAAAAUGUGAAUUUUAAUCAACUGCCGCCGCGUGACGUGAUUGAAAAUUGUUCGUGGUUUUCAAUCGUUUGUACUUUUUUGGACGUUGUUUUUUCUUUUUUUUUUCAUUUUCCAACAGCGAUACGGAUAUCGGACGGAAUAUUCUGUUUGUUUUUUUUCUUGUUUUUUUUUUUCACCGGGUUGUUGUCGAGAUUCCCGCGCGUGUCCAUCAACCGCAGAAAUUCGUCCAUGGUCCGUCCAUCCUGCCGCACGGAAUGCACAUCGUCCAUGUGAGGAAAGGAGAGAUGAAUUUUGGUGAAACGAUGAUUCCUUUCGUACGAGAAAUGCGAAGAAAUUGAAGCAAAAAAAUUCACCCACCGAUUCGGGAGGCGAAAAUUCGACGAAAGGAAAUGACAAAAUGUAAAACGUAAACCCGAGAGAGCAAAAAAAGUUGAAACAAAAUUCGAUUAAUGCGAGGGCAAGCAAAUCGUGCGACGAGAUAAGUGCAGGUACAUUUUCCGCUUCUUUUUUCUUAAGUCGUCUCCUCGGCUACGUGAUCAAAUGGAAUAAAUUCGAAUCCAGCAAAAAUGUAAAGGAUACGGAACGGAGACUUGAUUUCAUAUGCGGUAUGAGAUUUACCGCUGGAAACGUCACGAGUUUCAUCAACGGACUCUGCUAUUUGACGAAACUUUAAAAGCAAAUGUGAAAAGUGUGAGCGGCGAAGUUUCGUCAAACGAGGUUGACUUUGAAUAUAAAACUAUUUCCCCUUUUCUCGAGACCCCCGGCAUAAAGCGAACCGCCUGCCGGAGAUUUUUCUCGUUCAAGAAACUGCAGUUCGUGUGCGCGAAUGACCUAUAUACAUAUAUGUCGGCGUUGAAAGGAAAAAGAAUAUCAUCACCGUCGUUUGUUUCGACGGAUAUUGAUUAUCAAUUUCUGAAUUGACCACAGCGUGCGAUGCACCCCUCAAACGUUACCCACCCCCGGAAAGCUGCGACUCAAUUCGCCGGACAAAAGGAAUAAAAUUAAUAAUUAGUCCGAAGGGAUUUCGUCGCGCCUGCACGCCCGUCACCGCGCGCUUAACGUUGGAUCAUUUUUUUUUUUUUGACGCGAUCAAAUGCGGAAGGAAUUAACGAUGAGAAAAAACCCAUCAGAGCCGGGGCUACGAUGUGACGUGAUUUGAAGAGAAUCGCAACUGCGUUGAGAAAAAAAAAAAAGAUAUCGUUUACACCGAUGUAUCAAGUAACUGUAUUUUUAAUCUCAUUGUUUCUCUCGAUUUGUUUGUACUUUACGAUCACGACUCUCUACAAAGCUUUUAUACUGACGAAGUGAAUUUAGCGGAAUAAAAAGAAAAAAAAAAAAAAAAAAAAGAAGAAGAAGAAAAAAAGCGAGUUCGGAAAUUAUAAAUAAUUUCGAGUUUGCGUAACUCUCUGAUUUCCUCGGGCACACUUGCCGUGGAUAUUAUGUGUACAAGUAUACAAGUACAUAUAAAGGUUAAUAUUCCAUACGGAGUGGAUAAAAGUGGUCGUUAUAUCGGGGAUAUAUAAAUUCGUUUUUCCUUUCUUUUUUUUUUUCGCUUUUUUUUUUGUUGCUCCUUCCCUCUCUUCUGCAGCGGAGAGAAAUACGCGUCCCGUCCACGAUCUCGCGAGAGAGGAAAAGAAGAAGGUGGCUUGUUAGGGAUCGCUCGUAUAUGUACCUAAUGUAUGUACAUUAUAUACUACGAGUAUAUGAAAUAACUAACCAAGAGGAUGGGAUCUUUCCUGGCUUUGACGUAUAUCAAGGAUUAUCCAUCUCGUAGGUCCUACUCGCGGGACAUACUGCGAUUCUCGUCAUAAUCGAACGGAGAUCGAUUUGUAAUAUUCGAAAAAAAAAAGAAGUAAAAAACAACAACAGUUUAACGAACUCCAAAAAAAAUAACUCAUCGCACUACAGGAAUUUGGAAAGAGCCUCGAUAAGUAUGACGAGUUACGAGCCGAAAAUUAAAGUCGAUCCCGAAGGAACGUCGACCGAGAAGCCCUCGAAAAACGCCUGCAAUAUUAUUUCCAAAACGGACUAACGCCAAAGAAAUAGAGAAAAAAUACAUCUAGAAAAAGGGAAGAGAGAAGAGAAAAAAAAGAAAGAAUGGGAGAAGCAACGGGAGACAGCGAAAGUAGGACCUCUUUUUACCGAGGUCCGCCAUGGUAUUAUCACUCGAUACUAUCGACGUUCGAUCGGGACUACUAGCCUGAUCGUAGAGAGGAAGUGAGAAUAACGGGAGGAAAAAGAGAAAAAAAUCAACCCGGAGGUGACAGGCAUAUUAUGUCACGCCAAAAUAAAGAUCCCGUGCACAAGUGUCACUCUGAUCCCGGUGGUGGUGGUGGUGGUGGUGGUGGUAGUGGUGGAAACAGUGACUCCGCGGGAUCCGCGAUCCCGCCCGCCAUCGGCGGGGGUACGUCCAGCAGAAGGAUCUCGAGGAAAAUUAUCAGUAACUUGCCGUCCAGCGCACCGCCGUUGACUUCGGCUACGAGAAAAUGCGUGCUCACUUUGGACGGGUACAGCUACGUCAUCGUCGCAUCGCCGCCAGACAGAAGAGUGACGAAAGAUGACAUCGGGUUGGCAGAGGCUUCCUCGUUAUGUUCAACAUUUGGACAAAUUCAAACACACGCGAAUUCUCAGCAAAGUUCGGUCGACGUCGCGAGUCCUGCAGGUGCUUCCUCGUGUACAGGAGGAGGCGGAGGAGAGGGAGGCGGAGGAAGGGGAGCGGGAGGAAACGCUUCCUGGGCUCUCCAGACUCCUGCGGGACAAAACGGUGAGCCAUUCCGCAAGCAAGGGCCGCUGACCAUAGUCAGACGUAGUUCCGGAAAAGGUAAAAAUGUCCGCAAUACCGGAAGCGGUAGUUUGGAUUCAGCGUCUUCGAGUUGCUCGCUUUCGAAUCCUGGGGGUAAAAUUCAAUUUCACAACAUUGAUUCGGAGCUUCUCGCAAACCCCUCGUUACCCGCCGUUGAUACUCCGGACGCUUGUGACAAGGCCGCCUUGAGAUUGCGAUGCCUUCUGAAACAAUUACAACACGGUGAAAUAUCCGCUGAACUUCUGCAGCUCAACCUUCACUACGCAGCAAGAGUUUUGGAGGCAGUGUUCAUCGACGAGACCAGGGCGGCGACCGACUCCUCAAGGUCACCGCGUAGGGAUCCGGGGCAACCUGCGAAUCAAGGUGGAACGGAUGCGGAGGGCUCGGGUGGUCAAGUGGUCACGCAGAAACGGAAGCUUCGCACCCCCAUUUGGGCAAGGGAUCAGGCGGAACGCCAAGAGAAGACAGCGUCGCGACGCCAACCUGGCGCGCCUUGUAGUAGACGUUUGGCGGACGAAGAUGACGAGUUGUCAGAGGUUCAGCCGGACGCGGUGCCUCCCGAAGUUCGCGAAUGGUUGGCAUCUACCUUCACCAGGCAGCUGGCAACCACUCGACGCAAAGCUGAUGAAAAGCCAAAGUUUCGAUCUGUGGCACACGCUAUCCGCGCUGGAAUCUUUGUCGACCGAAUUUAUAGGAAGGUUACAACAACACCCCUCAUGCAAUUCCCGGAGGACGUCGUCAGAGUUCUAAAGACGUUGGACGAUUGGUCCUUCGACGUCUUCUCGCUGAACGAAGCCGCCUCUGGAGCUCCGAUUCGGUACCUUGGAUACGAUCUUCUCAAUCGAUACGGAAUGAUCCACAAAUUUAAAGUACCGCCCGCCGUCCUUGAAAGCUUUCUGGUGAGGGUCGAAGAGGGAUACUGCAGACAUAGAAAUCCUUAUCAUAACAAUCUACACGCCGCCGACGUCGCUCAGACUAUGCACUACGUCUUGUGUCAAACCGGGCUGAUGAAUUGGCUUACGGAUUUGGAGAUAUUCGCCACCUUGGUAGCAGCGAUUAUUCACGAUUUCGAACACACUGGAACGACGAACAAUUUUCACGUGAUGUCCGGCAGCGACACUGCUCUUUUAUAUAACGAUAGAGCUGUGCUUGAAAAUCAUCACAUUUCGGCGAGUUUUCGGAUACUUCGCGAGGAGGAUUGCAACAUUCUUCAAAAUUUAUCACGAGAAGAAUUCCGCGAGUUCAGAUCUCUGGUGAUCGACAUGGUCCUUGCGACUGACAUGAGCUUUCAUUUUCAACAGUUGAAAAACAUGAAGAAUUUAUUGAGUCUCACCGAGCCUACGGUUGAUAAAAGUAAAGCUGUCAGUCUAGUUUUACACUGCUGCGACAUUUCUCACCCUGCGAAGCGAUGGGAUCUACACCAUAAAUGGACGAUGCAGCUUCUCGAGGAAUUUUUCCGACAGGGUGACAAGGAGAGAGCCUUAGGUCUCCCGUUUUCGCCGUUAUGCGAUCGAAACAACACCUUAGUGGCCGAAUCUCAGAUUGGUUUUAUCGAAUUUAUCGUGGAACCGAGUAUGCAAGUCUGCAGUGAUAUGUUGGAAUCGGUUCUGGCACCUUUAAAUCCAAAAACUGACGUUCCGCAGGAGGCGGAAGCUGCGACUGCAGGUGACAAUAGGUUCAGGAUUAAAAAACCUUGGACUCUUUGUCUCGGGGAGAACAAAAAAAUCUGGAAAGAGCAGGCGGCUAAAGACGCGGAAAUUAGAUUGCAGAAGGAAAAGGAGCAGAAAGAAAGCGAGGAAGUUGACGAAGAAAAGGGAAAAAAUUCUUCGCUCACCACAGCCGAAGAGUAGAAGACGAGGAGAAGAGGAAAAAAAUUAUUGAAUGAAUAAAUAAUAAAUAGUUGAAGUAAAAUAUGUAUAGGAACUUAUGUGUAAGGGUAGGAAUACAUUGAGAGAAAAGAGAAAAAAUGACAGGGAAAAUGACGCUGAUAGACGAGUGAAUGCAGCGCGGUGACGAAAUUAUUCGAUCGAUCGAUGAAUGAUUUUCAAAGAAAUAAUAUUAUAAAUAACCGAAAUAAUUACGCGUAGGUUUAAUGAUCUUUGAAUAUAUAGAAAGUAAUUACUGUGACAGACUGAGAUCGCAUACUCGAUUAUAAUUCCAAGAAUAUAUAAUUAAUUAAUGAAUAUUACGAUAGCUCGAGCGAUAGCUACUACAUUACACUUGCACAAUAUAUAACUUAAUUAAUGUCUACAUUACUUUGGUAUAAUUGAACCGAUCAGAUGGCGGCUUUCGAAAAUUUCAUCAUUAAAUCUAUACCGAAUAGAGAGACUCUUCGAAAUCACGGAUACGAAUUCCGUGAUUUCGAAGAAUCUCUCAAGCUAAUACAAAUUUAAUAUGGCGCCGUAUGGUGAGAACCACUCCCGGAUUAUUCCCUAUCGAUAAUUCUUUUACAAAUUUCGUAAUCUAGUGCUUAAACACUCUAGCACCGGUGUGUGAUUAAUUUAUAUAUAACAUAUUACGUGAGUAGAUGUACAAUUAAGAAUAAUAUUAUUAAUAAUAAUAAUAAUAAUAAUAACAACUAUGAUGAAUAAUUCUGACGAAAACAAAAAAGAAUGAAUAGAAGAGGAUAUAUAUAAUAAUUGUAAUGGAAAUAAUCAUCUGUUUGCUUACGAAACCAGCUGGUCUGGGGCUACAUGUAAAUAUAAAUAUAUGUACAAAAUUCACUAAGAAUUGUGUACCCUAAAGUAAUUGGCAUAAUCUUGCGACAAAGCUUUAACAAAAAAUUUAAUGUACCUAUCCAUAGUAUUUAAUCUGUAUUAACGCUAUAAUAUAUAAAUUAUGUAAAUAUCAUAAGACGGAGAAGAAUCGGUAACAAAGAGAGAAAGAAAAGAAAAGAGAAAAAAAAAAAUGAAACAAAUCUAUUAGAUACCGUGUACUAAUCCAUAAAUAAUUGUAUUAUUAAUAGUUGUGUAGAAAAACUGUUGAUUAUUCAUGGAAUUUGCGGGUCGAAAUUAUUAAAUAAAUACAAAGAAAAUCAACUUUACGGCAGAGAGAGAAAAAAACAAAUUCUAUCGUCAGAGCUUUAUUUGAGGAUGGUAUAAAGAUUCGUUGAAAAAUUCUGUAAAACUAAAUGAAAUUGAAAGAUUUAUUCUAGGUAUACAUACAUACGAGAUAGCAUUCAGAUACAUUAUAUAUAUAAAUUAUAUCAAAUUAUUCAAAGGUACUGAGAUCAAAAACUUUGGUGCAGUAUAUAAUAUGUAAGCAUAAUUAUAUUGUAUAUGUAUAUGUAUAUUUACCUAAUUCAGUAUUGCGCACGAUUUUUUUCAUCGAUACAUACAUACCUAAUACAAAUAUAUACAUAGGUAUAUAAUAUUUAUAGGUACGUACGUGCAUACCAUUGAAAUAUUAGAAUCGAUUGGAAUAUUUAUAAACAAUAAACACGUCGUCCGCUUAAUAUCGCGUCGCGCGACGAACCGCAAAUUGUAGAGAAGAAAAAAUGUGGAGGGAGAAAAAAAAAACCUUCGAACAAAAAAAAAAAACGUGUAAAUCUUAUCAAUUUUUUGACAGCGGUUUUAUACUUCCAUCGUGAUACAAAAAUUCAAUUUUCUUCGCCAUCACAGCACGCGGCAAUCCUUCGGAUUAUUGAACGGGAUACUCAAAAAUGACCGAGUUCGAUGCCUGGGCCCUCGUACUCAUCGAUUGCGCUCCCGUUGUCGUGAUUAAUGGAUAUGCAUCAACUUUUUGUUUCGCUAUUCAGAAAUUUGUUCACGAUAUUACAUAACGACGGGAAGAUUUUAAUAAGAAUAUUUGUCACGAGCUAUUCGUUAUUAUUUUUUUCAAAAUUGGAAUCUGUUUGUUUUUCUUCACGGCCCAAAGAAGGAUUUCAUUUCAAAAACUGCCGCGUGUUGUUGCGAGGUCCUUUCGUGAAAAAUAAAAGUUAGAAAAAAAACAAAAAACGUCCAUAUCUGUCCCAGCUGCCGUCUGUUACUGUAAAUCGCUCCGGUGCUAAUCGAUGUUUUUACCACGUUUGAAGAUUCGAUGAUGAGGGUGACGAUGAUGAUGAUUUGACAAAAAAGGGAGCUCGUUUCUCAGCUCCCUAAUGACCGGGAUUAUAGCUUUAUUACUUAGGCACACGCCAAUUGGUCCGCGCCAAUAUUCUGUAGUUAGAAAAAGGUUUAGGGUUCGGAAAAUUUAUGAUAGGCACACUGUAACACCUGCAAUAACGAUGAACGGUUGAAAUAUAUUUUAACGAAAAUUGUCCGGCGAAUUUGAUAAAUUACGACAAUCAUUCGCUAUUAUAUUCGUGCAAUUAAUUCUCGAUCAAUUAAAGUGAAACUAUGCAUAAAUUAUUUCAGACCGAUAGAAAUUAUCCGGCCAUUUUGUCAACUUUUUCGAAAAUUCGAUCAGAUACUUGUACAAAGCGAAAAGUGAAAAAAAGUAAACAAAUAAAAACAGCAUAGCCUAUUCUUCUUUCUGCAGGAUCUGGUGUGACGACCGAGUCGCGCUAAUUAGUACUUACGAAAAUAACCAAGAAAAAAAAUAAAUUACUAAUGUAGAAAUAAUUGGAGAAGAGAAAAAUAUAUACUUACAAUUAGCUGCAGAUAAUCAAUGUACAUAUUCGCGUGUCAUAAUCGUAUGAUUCUGAUUAAAGUAAAAAAUGAAUGAACCAUAAGGAAUGAAGAAAUGUGAAAUAACAAGCAAGUGAAGAGAAAAACGAAGAGUGUGAAAAUGUCACGCGAGUCAAAUUUCAAAUAUAAAUGAUUAAUUAUAUCAGCUUUAGAGUUACGCAGAAAUAAGUUUAGCUAUUGUAUAGGUAUACGUGAUAUAUAGGUAUACAUAUACCAUGUAUUAUUAAUUUAAAUACCAUAGAUUGUGACCACGAAUCAAAAUCAGAUGAAGCAUCUCCGUAUUAUCUGUAUAUAUGUAUAAGAUAUAGAUAUUAUUUAUUCAUUACACAUAAGUUGAACAGAGUCUAUUCUCGACUAGGAGUUUUACAAAAUACAUCCCUAUACAAAUUAUAUGUAAAUGAAAAACAAAAAAAAUUAAUCCAUUGUAACGACUCGCAUAUUACUUUAUGUAUAAUGUCGGGAAUAGAAUUCAUAUGUUUCAAUACUCGACCAAUAAUAAUAAUAUUAAUGAUAAUAAUAAUAUUAAUAAUAAUAUUAAUAAUAAUAAUAAAAUAGUUAUUAUCAUUAUUACAUGAUAGGAUUGAAUGGAUAAAUAAAUUAAAUAAUUGACGUUGAUUUGAAAAUUGAAUAGAUAUAUCGCGGUCUGUUUUUUAAUGAUUGUUUUCCUUGUAAAUUCAUAUUAUUGGUAGAGACAUCACAAUUCUCAUCGUAAAUAAAAAAUUGCAGAGACUAGCGAAAUCUUAGAAAAAAAAAAACAAGAAUAAAACAAAAUGAAUAAAUAAAAUAAUAAUAUUUUUCGACGUAACGAUCGAUACGAAUAUACUAAAAUACCGAAAA